CUGCAGGACUUGUCGAAUCUCGUAAAGAAGCUUGCGAACGAGACAACCAAACCUCCCCCUCCCCGCGCGGACUCUGCACGGCCGUCCGUCAAGCCCCCUCGUUACAGCGACUUCGCCAACAACCCUGAAAACGACCUCUCCAGUAAACCUGCCGUCGCGGCUCCCGAUGCGCCAGGCUUUCCGGGUCUUCCAGCGUCUGUCGCCCGGCAGAUGCCAUGGCUGGCACAGGCAAAAAAGCAGCCGCCGCAAGACGCGGAGAGCGAUCUCGAGGGAUUGAUACCCAAGGCGCUUUCUUCCCCAUCCAUGCCGACAUCCGCCGAUAGAACAAUGGUGCCUCGUACCGAGGUCAUCGCCAUGCGGUCGCGGCUCAACAAGAAGCUCAGCGAGUCCAACACGUACAACCGCUUCCUGCAGCGCGAGGUGCAAUACCGCGAGCAGGCGCUGAGCGACUCAAAAGCGCUCAUGAUCGCACUGGCGGCGGAAAUGCGGGAGCUGAGCGAGGUUGCGGAGGAGAUCGUGAAGACCGACGGCUUGCCAGUCACGAGGAAGAUCAACGGCCGAUAUUUACCGUCACACCUCAGCAACAGAUUGGAAGAGCUCUAUUCCGACCUGAGGCAGCAGCUCGAGGGAAUCGAGAAGCUGCGCCUGCGUGAAGUGCCCUUGGUGUGGUUUGGCAUGGCGGAGGAUGUGAAGGUGAUGGGGUCGUUUGACGGCUGGACGUACGGCGAGCAGAUGUCCCCUGAGACCACCGGCACCAUGACCCGCUUCACCACCGUGCUCAAGCUGCGCCCUGGCAGGUAA
Molecule: messenger RNA, 801 nt
Organism: Closterium sp. Naga37s-1
Lineage: Eukaryota; Viridiplantae; Streptophyta; Zygnematophyceae; Desmidiales; Closteriaceae
Source: the annotation of a GenBank genome assembly